Phycomyces blakesleeanus NRRL 1555(-) is the source of this 522-nucleotide messenger RNA. RefSeq lists its product as hypothetical. Bases 1 to 522 code for a protein of 173 amino acids. The record is from RefSeq and is a predicted model, not a curated record. NCBI's taxonomy places the organism in Eukaryota, Fungi, Mucoromycota, Mucoromycetes, Mucorales, Phycomycetaceae. The transcript has a single exon.
AUGCCAGGACCAGGAACUUUAUUUACUUUAGGAGCCGUAGGUGUUGCAGGAGCAACCAUGUACGCUCGCCGUAAUUCGGGUACUGAGCAGAACAGCAGCACACGAGGCCCUGCUCCUCCCCAGCUGUCUUCCCUGACAAGCUCAUCAACCACAGGCCCGUCAGCAAGAGCAGUCCGGGCCGAAAGAAAGGCAGCCGGCCCAAGCAGUGCAACUACAACCACGGCCUUUAAUCUCAAGAGUGGACUCAAGACAGGCGAGGCAACAAUUAAUGGUGCAGCCGCAACAGCUGGAACAAGAGCCGCCGCAAGGGCAGAAGCAAGGGCAGCCCAAUUGGCCGAUGAUAGCAGUGAAUGGGAAGGACAGAUCAGUCCUCAUGUCAUGGCUCGUCGUGGCUCACGCGGCACCUCGAAUGAUCUCUGGGACUCUGACAAACAGGCCGAGCACCAUUGGCGUCGUGAUUAUGGAAUCAAUUUUGGUCACAAUUCUCAUCCCAAAUUCCCUUUUAACCAUUCUCAAAAAUAA